UUAUGGGACAUGCAAAGUUUUCCAACACCAUAAACAACAGAGGCGCGCCACAGAUUUCCUACGUGCAGUCUGAUGUGGUCUGCUCCAAUAGACAUACUGUACGCAAAGAUCUGUGCAUAAUAAGAGGAACAUGGUCGAUACAAAAACGUAUUUUUUCGUAUUUUUAAGUAUCGCAUAUUCUUCCUCUUUUGUGAAGGCUCAGUAUGAGAAAUACAGCUUUAAAAGCUUUCCCAUGAACGACCUCAUGCCACUGGAGUCUGCGUACGGACAUGCGCUAGAGAUGUAUGCUACUCAGGACUGGAAGCAAAGUCUUACAUAUCUGGAGCUAAGCCUGCGACUCCAUCGUCUGCUGAGAGACAGCGAAGCAUUUUGCAGUAGUAACUGUAGCACUGUGUGUAGUGAAUAUGAAAAUAACAGCACGGGGACUACGUUCAGGAUAAUGGAACACAUCAUAUUGCGAGCCGCGUGCCUUAAAAGGUGCAAAACAAAAUUUCCCGUGUUUUCCAAAUCGUAUCCCAAACGAGAAACUUUGGCUGCCUUUGAAAAGAGGAUACCCUACCGGUAUCUUCAAUUUGUCUACUACCAGAUGAAUGAGUUGGAAAGAGCCGUUUCUGCAGCACACACAUAUCUGCAGCGAAACCCUGGGGACCCCCUUUUAUCUAGAAGUGUGAACUAUUAUAAAAGCCUGUUUGAUCUAGAAGAGUACCUCAUAGACCAUGAAGAAAAGUCAUAUGAGGCUUUGUUCCUGAAGGCUGUGAAGCUAUAUAAUUCUGGGGAUUUUAGCAGCAGUGUACGUGACAUGGAACUGACAGCUGCUGAGUAUUUCACUAAAUACCAGAUGUGUUUGUUGUCCUGUGAAGGGUCAUAUGAUGUUCAGGAAUUCAAAGACUUUUACCCAGCCUUAGCAGUAAAUGAUGUUCGCAAUGCAGCAUUGUGUGCAGCAACCUAUAUGCUGUUUGAUAGAGAUGAUCAAGUGAUGCAGCAAAACAUGGCCUACUACAGAUUCUACAGAGAACAGUGGGGACUGCAGGAUGAGCAUUUUAAACCACGUCCAGAAGCUCUUAAAUACUACAAUCUAAUUACCAAACUGAGGGAACUGCUGGAGUUUGCAAAUAAUUAUUUACAGACGGACGAUGAGGAUUCUGUGAGUGCAGAUGAGGCAGUUCUGUCGAAUCCUGCUGAUGAAGAGUUUGAGGGAAUCGGGGACUACGAGGAGUCUUUUUUGGCUGAAUGGUGGCAGGAACCCAAAACUAAAGGAGACACAGGAGAACCUGUAGAAUAAAAUGGAUAUUAUUAUUAUGGUGAUUAGAGAAAGCCAACAUACUGUUAUACAACAUAAACUUCUUCUGAGACUGUUUUAAGAAUGCAUCUUCUCCUAGACCUUUCAGACUACAACCACCAAACUAUUCUGAAUUAAGUUGUAUCCUAAUAUAUUGGACCAAACUUUGCGAUCUCAUAACAGGCACCAGCCUGUCAUACAUAUUUAAAUGUGCUGUGUGUAUGUUUUUACCACAGCAAAAACUAUUUUAUAAUAUGUUUGCAGAUAUUAAAGAAACGUAAUAUGUUAACUAUA
This is a messenger RNA of Danio rerio (zebrafish), 1573 nucleotides long. Lineage: Eukaryota; Metazoa; Chordata; Actinopteri; Cypriniformes; Danionidae. The record is from RefSeq and is a predicted model, not a curated record.